Messenger RNA from Oncorhynchus masou masou (cherry salmon), 4787 nucleotides. RefSeq names its product serine/threonine-protein kinase N1-like. Gene Ontology annotation, molecular function: small GTPase binding; ATP binding; protein serine/threonine kinase activity. NCBI's taxonomy places the organism in Eukaryota, Metazoa, Chordata, Actinopteri, Salmoniformes, Salmonidae. Gene Ontology annotation, biological process: intracellular signal transduction; peptidyl-serine phosphorylation. The coding region runs from base 794 to 3709 and encodes 971 amino acids. The transcript is spliced from 22 exons. The record is from RefSeq and is a predicted model, not a curated record.
GGUUAGUUGCCCCCACGAGCAACGAGCAUCAGACCGUUUUUAGACUGUUGAUUGACGACCAGGCACGCACAAAAGAGCUCUCAGCAAGGGAGGAGUGGCGUAGGAUAGCAUUAAUUUUUCUCACAGUAAAAAAAUGUCAGGUAUUUUUUUUGUGAUUUAUAGAUAUUUCGCCUGGAUUUAAACUGGAAAGGAUAAGGUGAGCGGUAGACUACGUAAGCGGGAGGCUAUGUUAUGUAGACAUAACGGUUCUUCUUCAUAAAUCGAUUAUAGGCUUGACGAAGCAAUGCAUGGAAAUAAUAGCCUAAUAAUAAUGUAGAUUUUCGAGAGUGAGUGAACAAUUGAAUGAUGUCCAUUUAGUAUUAUUUCUGUCGCUGUCAUGUUCUCCAAUUACAUGGGGUAGAAUGUCAGAUGAACCAGUCAACGUCAGCCUUCAAACUACACAACAUAGUUGAAAGGUGGACACGGUGAUACGUAACUUCUUGCUCUUUUGGAACAUGGUCUAAAUAAGAGAAUGAGAGGCCUACAAUGUUUAUUUUGUCGAUGUUCUCGCUCACCUGGGCAGAGACAGGCGCCCGUUAACUCUCCGUACAGUUCACUGUCGUUUUAAAGUGCUGAGGGUAUUCGCCAAUGUUGGCCUGCUCUUUGACUGCAAAUAACUCCAAACGGACAGGAACUGAUUUGAUGGUGUCGUAGAUCACUAAAAUGAUUUGAUAAUCAAGAAUUCAUCAGCUACACUGAAGAAGAAUUUGUCAUCCCACCGCUGUGGUAGCCUGUGUGAUACACAAGACACCAGAUGGCUAACAACGACUCGAUGCAAAGUGACCCAGGUGGGCUGUCACUGCUGGAGCAGCUGGGUCUGGACCAGAGCUCAGACUUCUCUGACUCCAGCAUUCAGCAGCGGCUGGACGGAGCGAGGGACCACAUCCGCCGGGAGAUCAGGAAGGAGCUGAAGAUCAAGGAAGGAGCAGAUAACCUGAGGAGAGCCACCACAGACAAGAAGAAUGCCCAGCAGGUGGACAGCCAGCUCCGCAGCUCCAACCGGAGACUGGACAGCCUGCACUCUAAGUUACAGGAGCUGGACGCUUACAUUGUGGUCAAAGGAGGGGACGACAACAACACAGAUGCCCCCAAGUCUCCCGGGACGCGCAGCCGCUCGGCCAAUCAGGACCGGAUCACGGCUCUGGAGCGCCAGCUCAACAUCGAGCUCAAGUGCAAACAGGGAGCAGAAAACAUGAUCCCCAUUUAUGCCAAUGGAGUCACCAAGGACAAGAAGAUGCAUCAGACGGCCCAGCAGAUGCUGCAGGACAGCAAGACCAAGAUCGACAUCAUCCGCAUGCAGAUCCGCAAGGCCAUGCAGGCCACUGAGCAGACUGAGGAUGUCCAGGGUAAGCCAGACACGUGUGGGGUGGAGCUGCGUGUGGAAGAGCUGUGGCAUCAUUACCGUGUGGAGCACGCCAUGGCUGAGGGAGCCAAGAACAUGCUGAGGCUGCUGGGAGUAGGGAAGGUCCAGGACAAGAAGGCCAUGUCAGAGGCCCAGUGUGGUCUGAGUGAGUCUUCACAGCGCUGUGACCUGCUGAGAGGCUCUCUGGAGCAGCGUUUGCUGGAGCUGACGGAUGACCACCCCAAGGCCUGCCUCAUCAAGGAAGAGCUGGUGCUGGCCUCCUCCUCAGCCUUCAGCUCCAGACACGGAACCCCCUAUGUACACAACCAGUACAGCACCCUCUGCAAGCCCUCCCCACUCACUGGUACCCUGCAGGUGCGUUUGCUGGGCUGUGUGGGGGUGUUGGAGGUGGUCCCGGGGCGCAGUAGAGGAACCCCGGUGGUCUUGCCUUGCUACAUCCCAGGGGACGGACGCUCCUUCAAACUCAGUGGUCUCUACAGCCGCAGCACCAGCAGCAUGAGCCUCAGGAUCCCCGGCAAGACCGACGAACUCUCCUCGGAGGUGAGUGCGGUGUUGAAGCUGGAGAACACAGUGGUGGGACAGACGUGCUGGAAGACAGUGGGAGAGCAGGCCUGGGACCAGACCUUCACUGUAGAACUGGAAAGAUCCAGGGAGAUGGAGAUAGCAGUGUACUGGAGGGACUACCGCUCCCUGUGUGCUCUCAAGUACCUGAAGCUGGAGGACUUCCUGGACAACCAGAGACACAAAGUUCAGCUGGAGCUAGAGCCUCAGGGCCUGCUGCUGGCAGAGGUAAUGUUCUUCAACCCAGUCAUAGAGAGAGGCCCAAGACUGCAGAGACAAAAGAAGGUUUUCUCCAAACAGCAUGGUAAAGCGUUCCUGCGUGCUCGUCAGAUGAAUGUUGACAUCGCCACCUGGGUCCGCCUACUGAGGAACGCCAUCCCUACUGGAAACAACGUCCCCAGCUACACCCCACACACACACUCACGCUCACAUUCUGGGUACUGUACACACACACACAGAUCGCCUUUCUCAUACCUCUUUAAUGCUUCAGACAGCAAGCACAACAUAUACUGUACAUGGGAAACUGUUGACUGGUGUUUCUGUGUGUUUCGUAGGGAGAUCUCAGUGGAGAAGCUGACUCUGGAGAGUGACUCUCCUCCGAGACCUGAGAUCAGGAGAGACGUUGUUGACACACCCCACCUGGAACAGCCUGUGAUCGAGCCCUUGUCCCCUCCGGACCUCGCCCAAGGGCGGCCAACCAGAACCCUAUCCACGAGUUCCUUGCGCAGACAGAGCAAAGGCCCUCUGUGUCUGCAGGACUUCAAGCUGAUUGCUGUGUUGGGCAGGGGACACUUUGGCAAAGUGUUGUUGUCGGAGUACAAGAGGACAGGCAGUGUGUUCGCUAUCAAAGCCCUGAAGAAGGGAGACAUUGUGGCGCGGGACGAAGUGGACAGUCUGAUGUGUGAGAAGCGUAUUUUUGAGACGGUGAACAGCUCCCACCAUCCCUUCCUGGUCAACCUGUUUGCAUGUUUCCAGACCCCAGAACACGUGUGCUUCGUCAUGGAGUACACGGCUGGGGGUGACCUCAUGAUGCACAUCCACGCAGACGUCUUUACAGAGCCCCGAGCCGUGUUCUACGCAGCCUGUGUGGUUUUGGGCCUGCAGUUUCUUCAUGACCAUAAGAUUGUGUACCGGGACCUUAAACUCGAUAACUUGUUGCUGGAUACACAGGGCUAUGUGAAGAUCGCAGACUUCGGGCUCUGCAAAGAGGGUAUGGGCUAUGGGGACAGGACCAGUACGUUCUGUGGUACUCCUGAGUUCCUGGCUCCAGAGGUUCUGACAGACACCUCCUACACCAGGGCAGUGGACUGGUGGGGCCUGGGUGUACUGGUGUAUGAGAUGCUGGUGGGAGAGUCUCCAUUCCCAGGUGAUGAUGAAGAGGAGGUGUUUGACAGCAUAGUGAAUGACGAGGUGCGCUACCCGCGCUUCCUCUCCACAGAGGCCAUCGGCAUCAUGAGACGGUUGUUGAGGAGGAACCCGGAUCGGCGCCUCGGUUCUGGUGAGAAAGAUGCAGAUGAUGUCAAGAAACAGCCUUUUUUUAGGGGUGUGGACUGGGAAGCGCUGCUGCAGAGGCGGCUCCCGCCCCCGUUCGUCCCCAACAUCAGGGGGAGGGAGGACGUCAGCAACUUUGACGAGGAGUUCACCGCCGAGACCCCCGCCCUCACGCCGCCCCGCGAACGCCGCACCCUCUCCCGCAAGGACCAGGACUGCUUCAAAGACUUUGACUACGUCUCUGACCUCUGCUAAGGGUCAAGGUCAGACUCUCCCUUUAGACUGUAAGAGGAGCUGACGUGGGACUCUCCACUGCGAGAGGGAUGUUACCAGGAGAGGCUUACUGCUGUUCUGUCUGAACUGUGAAGAGGCAGAAGAAAGUUACUGGAGGAUGUGAAUGCUGCUGCGGAGAUACAUUGUCAUCUACAUCUACUGACCUCUUAUGGAUUUCUGGAGGGCCUUUUAUAGGAUGAUACAUGAAGAUAAUCCGGGUGAUGUAACGCUCAGUGGAUGAGUGCUGGGGCACAGUGUCUGUGCAGCAUAGCAACAUUGGAACUGAGUGAAGUUUAUUUCCAUAUAGAAAGUAAUGGAGCCCACUUAAAAGAUUAAAUGGAUAUUCUCUGUAGAAGACAAUACAGUUCAAAUGGACCUCUCUCUAUUGCCUCUCUGCCUGCUAUCUUUCCUCUCCCUUUAUCGUUUGAGGCUGCUUACUGUUUCUGUUUGUAAAUUCUGAUCCUGCCUCAGUCUGUUCCCAUUGCUGUCAUCUGGAGUCCUGCACCUCUCAUAAAUCACCACAUGGGGGAGCCAUAGAAAAGGUAAAAAGUGUUCCAGAGAAAUUGAGAUGACCAAGGGGUGCAGAUUCAGUGUUUGACGAAUGCCAAGGGAUGCUAGUGAGGAUGAUGAGGGUGGAAGGAUGAGGGUUGAGGUGUUUUUCUGUGUUUGGGCUGGGUCCUCACCAUGUCAUGUUACCCCUCGUCUUCAAAAGGGAUACUCCUCUCCUCUCCCCGCUCUGUACGAGUUUUAUCCUCAAUCAUUUACAAUUAGUUUUCAAAUAGUUUUCUGUGAUUUUAGUUUAUUUUUGGUGUUUGAUUUGUCAAUCAUGCCGAUUAUUAUGUUUGGAAUUGUGACUUAGUAAAAAUGUGAACCCAAUGGACUGACUCACAGCUUUGUGACUUUUCAGCCCAAUUACCAUUCAGCCCGCUACAUUAGCAGGAAUUCUUUGAACUUUUCAAUAUUGUGAUAUAAAUGCUACAAUAUGAGUACAGUAGUGUAUGUUGUCUAUGGAUUGUCUCACACAAUCCAAACUACUAAAACUAAAGUUGUUUGUCAUCCA